AUGGGGCCUCCAAUACUCGAGAUCCAAGACCCUUUCUGGCAGUCGAUCUCGGCCCAGCUCCGGGAGGAAAAUUCUUGUGAUCCUAUUCUCGAAUGCUACCAGGAUGGCUUCGACAAGCUGAUGGAUGAGGCGGACGACCAGAUCAGCCUGGCCAACCAGAAGUUGCACACGUUUCCCUUCAAAGAUGUCAAGCCUUGUUGGUUCCGACUCUACACUGACGCCAGCAUUGCUAAAGCUUUGAAUCUGAUCCAAGACAGUCUUUCUCCCAGCAGCGAGUCCCUUUUUUCCAGAUCUCUUCAUGGUCACCUAGACGAGAUUGUCUCAAUUUUGGACAUGGCUUUGGUUAUGGCAGGAGGUUUGGGUAGAGAAGAGAUCAUACAUGACAUUCUAACCAGACUUCAGACGACGUCCAAAUUCCCGGAUGACGAUUUAGACCGCCCUUUGAAGAGAAGGCGAGUGGAAGAGUCCAACACCCGCACAUCCUCGACCUUUGAUCUGCUCCCUACAGAUGAAGUCUCGAUCCCCCGCCUCCAAUUUCCCGUCCCACAGCAGAAGAAGCCGUCGAUGACAGAGUUCUCGAAUUUCAUGCAACAUACACGAAAGCCGGCCGUCCUGACAGAUAUCUUGAACCACUGGCCGGCCCUGGAGAAAUGGAGGCAUGUUUCAUUCUGGCUAGAGCGGACAUUUGGCGGGCGUCGCCUUGUUCCCAUCGAAGUUGGCCGUAGCUACACAGAUGACGACUGGGGUCAGAAAAUUGUCCGCUUUCAAGAUUUCCUAGACCAACAUAUCCUGCGAAGACCGGAAAGUGAAGACAACAUCCCUGGCGAAGAGAUUAUCUCCACCGGGUACUUGGCACAACAUGACCUUCUCAGACAAAUUCCCGCUCUUCAUCAUGACAUCGCAAUCCCGGAUUAUUGUUUUCUUGACGCUCCACCCCCGGAACCUGACACUCCCGUCGGUUUGAGCAAGUCAAAGAAGGGGCAUGGUAAGAAAACCAGCCAUCCCUAUGUCCUUCCGUCCACUGGGUAUUCUUUGCUUAACGGUGAGGUGGGCUUGGCUGACGCCCCUGGCGACGCGGAGCCUGAACAUGAGGUCCAGACUAAUAUCUGGUUCGGGCCGGCAUGGACCAUUUCUCCACUUCACCAUGAUCCUUAUCAUAAUAUUCUGUGUCAAGUCGUCGGCAAGAAAUAUGUCAGAUUGUAUUCACCACACCACAGUGCCGCGCUCUUGCCGAAGCGCGCGGAUGAGCCGGCUCCGCAUAUAUCUCAAAGUCGAAAUGCAGAAGUCGAUUUCAAUGCUGUAGCCGUGAACAACCAAGAACAGAUCAGAGAGACGAUCGACAUGUCAAACACGUCACAAAUCGACAUUGCUGCCAUAGAAUUGUCCCCGUAUGAAGAUUGGGAUGAUAUGUACCCGGGAUUCAGUCAAAUCCCUUAUGUUGAAUGUAUCCUUGAAGCGGGACAGGCGCUGUAUAUUCCCAUUGGUUGGUGGCACUUUGUUCGGAGUUGCUCGGUCGGUAUCAGUGUCAGUUUUUGGUGGUAA
Molecule: messenger RNA, 1542 nt
Organism: Rhinocladiella mackenziei CBS 650.93
Lineage: Eukaryota; Fungi; Ascomycota; Eurotiomycetes; Chaetothyriales; Herpotrichiellaceae
Exons: 1
Coding region: 1-1542 (513 amino acids)
Molecular function (GO): 2-oxoglutarate-dependent dioxygenase activity
Source: RefSeq, a predicted model, not a curated record